AGUGACAUGAUUAUUUUCAUUGGGCAAUUUACAAUCAAUUCACAUACUGCUUAUUAACAUCCAACCUGUGGAAUUGCCAUUAUAAGAGAGAACUACUGACAGUUUGGUAGUCAUAUAUCAUAUAAUAUAGAUAAUAACAUUUUUAUAUAUGUUUAUUUGUAGUAAGAUUGCUACCUUACACUACAAGACCAUUGUAUGAUGCUAACCUUGGCUUUUCUCUUAUUGUAUAACUAACAUGUCCUAGCUAUCAGAACUAAAAUUGUAUUUCUUUUACAUCACCACUCACACUGCCCUUUGCACACAGUAUGAUGAAUAGGUCAAAACGACCUGCAAUUAAACACCAUCAUAUUAAGGCACAAGUAUGGACGCUUAGGGCUGUAUUACACAGAAUUGCACUCUACUUAAUGAACAACACAUGGAGUCGUCUGUUAUCUACGGGUUUAUGACUUAUGGAAUCCUCCAGUGUCAGCGCUAAACCCAUAAAGAUAAUGAAUAAAUAACUGAAUGACACGCUAAUGCUCCCUGAACUAUUUUUAUUAAUACAAAUUAUUAUAUUAGAGGAUGGUUAUCAGAGCAUCUGCUCAUCACCUCCCAUUUCUCUCUAUCUUGAAUAUUAAUGAUUUUAUAUUUAGGACAGAAAUGCCAAAGAGAGACCAAAGUGUAACCGACCACUUAUUAGGACCAGAGGUUUACUAGGGUGUGCUGUGAGUUGAGUCAGAGAGAUCGUUCUAAGUGCAGCCAGUCUCGACAGGAAGUUUUCAGACAUGCAGACCAGCAUGAAAACCAGGGCGAAGAAAGUGAUGAUGAAGAUGAAGAUCAAGAACGAUUUAGCCAGAGAGUGUCUGGGAGAGAUUAUUGGCACCUUUGUUCUCCUGCUGUUUGGAUGCUCUGGAGCAGCGCAGGUGAAGACUGGACGAGAUAUGAAGGGUCAGUUCCUGUCAGCCAACCUGAGCUUCGCUGUGGGGGUCAUGUCCGCCAUGUAUCUGUCGAUGGGAGUAUCAGGAGCUCAUCUGAACCCUGCCGUAUCUCUGAGUUUCUGCGUGUUGGGUAAUCUUCCAUGGCGUAAGCUUCUGCCCUACUCUCUGUCUCAGGUGCUGGGGGCGUACCUGGCCUCCGCAGUCGUCUUCUUCAUGUACUACGAUGCUAUAAUGGAGUACAGCGGUGGGGUUCUGACUGUGACUGGCCCUAACGAAACUGCUUCCAUUUUUGCCACCUACCCCUCUGAAGGAAUGUCCCUGCAGACCAACUUCUUUGACCAGGUGGUCGGCACUGCCACACUGCUGCUGUGUAUUCUGCCCCUGAACGAUAAGAGGAAUCGUCCGGCUCCUGAGGCUCUGCUCCCACCCAUCGUAGCAGCUGUUGUUCUGGGAAUAGCCAUGUCCAUGUCCUCCAAUUGUGGCGGAGCCAUAAACCCAGCCCGUGACCUAGGACCACGCCUCUUCACCUUUACAGCAGGCUGGGGCACUGAGGUCUUCACGAGCUUCAGUUACUUCUUCUGGGUGCCACUCGUUGCUCCUCUAGUAGGGGCAGUGUUGGGCUCUAUUUUCUACUUGGUCUUCAUCCAGUGGCACCUCCCAGAGCUGGAGAUAGAUGCUAAGAGCCAAACAGAGGUGAUGGAUUCUACAGUAGUGAAAUCUCUGGAGAAAAAAGACGACUUUAAGAUGAAAGUUGCGGCACUCUAGUGUAAACAUGGACAACGAACAAAGACUUUUUUUCACACAGCGUUUGGUUUAUGUUUUAAGCCAAGCUGACUUCAUGCUUCUACACCAACUUUUGAUGAAGUUCCUCCUAUUAUAGAAGCAGCUAGGAAGAAAACCUGGGUUUUAUUCUCAUUUUUUCUGUCUGACUAACUGGUAACUUAUUUUCUUAUGUUUUAAAAUAAUAAUUUACAAUGUAUGCAAUUUGCUUUAGUGUCGAGGCUUCCAAUGUUAAAAAAUAAUUUUAUAACAUAUACAUGUUUUGAGAUUUUAAGUCACACUUAGACAAUUUUUUAUAAAACCUGUAUUUUGUGAAUUUGUUAACAAGAUACCCGUGAAAUAUUGUGAAAUAUUAUACACUCUAUAUAAAUUAUAUAGUAUAAAGUGUUUUAGCCUAAUGUGAAUACUGAACUUGCUGAUAAAGAUAACACUGAGCACAUCCAUCCAUCCAUCAAUCCAUCCAUCCAUCCCUUUCUGGUCAGCGUUGCGGUGGGUCUGGUGCCUACCUGGAAUCACUGGUUGCAAAGAAGAAAACACCCCUGGGAAGCAUGCCAGUCCACUGUAGGAGCCUAAAACGAAAUAUAUAUCAAAUAAGUAUUAGUACUAUACAUCCAUCUACAUCAGAUUUCUGCUUCAUUAUUUUUGAGAUACUUUCUCAUUAUAUAGAAGUAUGUUCAAAUCGUAGUUCGUGCGUCAUUUUGCUUUUUCUGCAUAUCUGCAAAAACAGCAAAAGCAAGCCGCCUGGCCUUUUUUCACCUCUUGAGGCAAUAGUUGAUUGUACAGAAGCUAUGAAAAAUGUGUUAGCUUUUUUUUUUAUAAUUGCUGUGAAUAAACAUUUUGAAUAAGUA
Messenger RNA from Astyanax mexicanus (Mexican tetra), 2545 nucleotides. It is a transcript of the gene aqp10a, whose product is annotated as aquaporin 10a. Gene Ontology annotation, biological process: glycerol transmembrane transport; water transport. The coding region runs from base 765 to 1682 and encodes 305 amino acids. Gene Ontology annotation, cellular component: basolateral plasma membrane; plasma membrane. The transcript is spliced from 6 exons. The record is from RefSeq and is a predicted model, not a curated record. NCBI's taxonomy places the organism in Eukaryota, Metazoa, Chordata, Actinopteri, Characiformes, Acestrorhamphidae. Gene Ontology annotation, molecular function: glycerol channel activity; water channel activity; urea transmembrane transporter activity.